AGACUACAAUAACCACAACUGUGAACUCGGAAAUAUCCGAUUUACGCCAGCGCGUUCAAGACAACUGGGAACUUUGGGGGGGGGGAAACGAGCUCCGCCUGGGAACAAUCGUUUGAACCGUCAUCGAAGUCGAAAUUCCAAGUCGGAAACUCUGGCAUCUUUCAAGAGCGCAGUCUUUCCGGCCUGAACAUCAUCGACGUCAUGAUUUGAGCUCUUAUUUUUCGAUUUCCCAGUUGUUUUGAAAGCUCCUUAAAUAACCUUUACUGGAAAAUGUGAAUCUCUUUUCAUUGGUCGUUGUUUUGUCUCCAAGUUAAACAGCUAAAAUCUUAGUAAAGUACCAAUUUACAUAGAUAACGAUUUAAACAACACUUAAGAAAUGUAUUCAGCUACGUAACAUUAGCAAAGCAAGCCAGAUAGGAGAAGCCAGAGGAUCUCAGCCAGACGUGGGACCAAGUAACGUUAACGUCGUUAGUCAGGCACACCCUAAAUCUGGGCACCCAUGACUGAAACGUAACGUCAGGCGAGAGUCAUGCAACAUGAAGUAGUUUGGACUUUUGUGAUCUUGAAAGACAUUCACUAGCAACAAGAACAUGCGAAUCACUUUUUUCAGAACCUGGAUAUGACUGUCUCAUCAUGCCACAGACACAUCCGUCCGCGAGAUAGCGUUUGCCAGCCAGUCUGCUAAAUUCAAUAGCUACAUCUGGGCUAGCUAGCUAAUAAUUCGUUUUGUUGUGUGCUUUUGCACAUAUACUAUUGUUGUAAUAUGAAUGUACCGAUGUAUACAUUUGUCGCAAGAGACGAGAACAGCACCAUUUAUGCUGAAGUCUCCAAAAUUCUCGUCGCAACUGGACAAUGGAAGAGACUGAAAAGGGAUAAUCCCAGAUUCAAUUUGAUGUUGGGCGAACGGAACAGACUGCCAUUUGGACGGCUUGGUCAUGAGCCAGGACUGAUGCAACAGGUGAAUUAUUACAGAGGAGCAGACAAGUUGUGCCGCAAAGCAUCUUUAGUCAAGUUAAUCAAGACUAGCUCAGAGCUUCCAGACCCUAGCAACUGGUUGCCUGAAUCCUACAUCAUCUAUCCUACUAACCUAAAUACCCCCGUCGCUCCUGUAAAGAAUGGCAUCAGCCACCUGAAAAGUAACCCCAAGACAGAUGAAAGAGAAGUUUUCCUGGCCUCUUAUCACUCAAGAAAGGAAAGCGGAGAGGGAACAGUGUGGAUCGCCAAGUCAUCUGCUGGAGCAAAAGGUGCUGGAAUUUUGAUAUCCUACGAUGCAAAUCAAUUGCUGGAGUUCAUUGAUAAUCAAGGGCAGGUUCAUGUCAUUCAGAAGUACCUAGAAAGACCACUACUGCUGCAACCUGGCAACCGUAAAUUUGACAUCAGGAGCUGGGUGCUCGUGGACCAUCAGUACAACAUCUACCUUUACCGGGAGGGUGUGCUGCGGACGGCCUCCGAGCCCUAUGACAGCUCCAACUUCCAGGACAUGACCAGCCACCUGACUAACCACUGCAUCCAGAAAGAGCACUCCCAGAACUACGGCCGCUACGAGGAGGGCAAUGAGAUGUUCUUCGACGAGUUCCGGCAGUACCUGCUGAGCACCCACAACAUAGCACUGGAGACCAGCAUUUUACCUCAGAUCAAGCAGAUCAUAAGGAGUUGUUUGACAUGCAUUGAGCCAGCCAUCAACACUAAACACCUGUCCUAUCAGAGUUUCCAGCUCUUUGGCUUUGACUUCAUGGUGGACGAAAGCUUCAAGGUGUGGCUGAUCGAGAUCAAUGGAGCUCCGGCCUGCGCACAGAAACUCUACCCGGAGCUAUGCCAAGGUAUCGUGGACAUAGCCAUCUCCAGUGUCUUCCCACUGAACAAUGACUCCGAACCACGAUCAUCUUCCUCCUCCCCCGCUCCUUAUUCCUCCUCCCCCUCCUUUUCCACUCUCAACUCAUCCUGUUCCUCUCCGAAACUGAGAGGACCCCUCCACGUGGGCCCAUUCACCCGGUUGUAAGUCCCUCCUCUGCUUCAGAAGUUCCAACCUCUGCCCUCUGCUCCUCACCCCUACGCUUUUCCCAAGAUGUCCCACAGGCCAGGAAGCUUUGCCAUCUCAUUGGUUCUUGCAUGGCAAGUUGUCUCGAAUGGGAAUACCCUUGUGAUUGACUGAAGAUUGUGUGACUUUCUCGUAUGUGCUACCACAUUCUCCUCCCCAUACCCCCACAGUGGAAGCGCAUUUCAGAGGAAAGCCUGGACAGGCAUGCAGAAAAUGAAUGUGUGUAGACUUGGUGAAUGUUCGGAUGGUGAUGAGGAUUAAGAUUAAUUGGCGACAGACUGACAGAUUUGGGGGUCCCAGAACAAGAAGAUUCCCUUGUGAACCAGUGCUGCCACUGAGGCGACCCUAGACUGUAUGGACGACCUCUGAAGAUGGAGGGGACGCUUCACUUAUUAUACAGACUUUAGUGCCUUACAUCUCCACCCAUACCCCCUUAAAGAUGCAACCUGUCGAUUUUAGCAUAGCGCCUCUGCUACUGCGUGUGUUAUGUGAGCCUGUGUAUUGUCGGUCAGGCAAGUGUGUAUGUCUGUGUGGUCUAGUCUUUUUUUUUUCUUCUGGGUUUGGAGAUCUUUGGAUUUUAUCCACAAAAGUUAGCAUUAUCAGGGGAGGGAAAAAAACUUUCCUGCAUCUUGAUAUGAAUACCUGACAUUGCCUAUAAAUCAUUCUUCAUAUCAUGGUUAUUGACCAUUUUUUGUUGUAUUGUAUUUUAAGAGGAUUAAAGCAGAAAAUAGGCUACAUUUUAUUGCUACUGUAAUUGUAUUAUAGCUAUUUGAUCGCUGUUAUUCCAUGCUCGCUGUGUAGUGUUAGCUCUUCCAUUUUGACAGACUUUUAUUCAAGUUCAUUUAGUCAGUGUUGUUCAUUCAGUGUACAAAAGAUUCCUAGACAGACUACUCCUUUUUCCUCUGUCAACAAAGAGCAUUUGUGGAAGGACUAGAGAUAAACCUCCCCUGUUUAAUUUGAGACUAGCUUUGCGACUUCUGAACAUUUCAACCCAUUUGAACCUUCUAAAGGUUCUACCAGUCAAACCGUUACACGGUUAUGCAUGAGGAUCUCCACUACAGCUGUAGAUCUGUCUUUGUUUGUGAUUUUAAUAGAGAUUGCAUGCCGGUGUGGAAGCAUGUUACUGUGUCUGUUGUGUGUCAUAAUGCAAGAAGGCCGACUCUCCCUUUUGCCUCUAAUACUGAUAGUUCUUAGCCAAGAGCUGCCUUUUUAAAAUUGUCUUUCAUAGAUUAUUGAGUUUCUUGUUAGUUUUUGCUUGCUUCCUUGAAAACCUGUAGUAAACAUAGUAGCUUCAACCCCACAAACUACUUUGUCAACGCAAGUAUAAUUUUUAUUUUUUAAAGGAUUUUUAGACUACUAGCGCUGUUGGUUAUGGUGUUGCAUAGCUUCCAUAAUAUUACGUGGAGUUGUAAUGCAUGCAUGCUAACAAGUAGUUUUUCCUGUCUGUCUGUUAAACUGUAAUAUUCAGUGUAGACAACCUGACCACGUUCAGUUUACAGAGGCUUUAGCAUUAUUGCCCACAGUUAACUCUUAGAUUAAGUUACUUUGUCCUCUGUUAAAAUGUAUUUUAAGUAUUAGUUAGUCCCUUAAAAGGGGCAAUCCGUAGUUGAAACAAUAACAAAGUGCAUCUGUUUCGGUAAAAGGCUAAGGGAAUGCGGCUGGAAAAAAUGUAACCACUCUCAAAUUCAUAGACCGAGCUAUGGAUGCAAGGACUGACCAUCCACGAUAUCAACAUUAUAGUUUUAACCAUGUUUUUAGGCUAUUGUUUGUUUACAUGUACUUUGUUUACAAACAUUGGCGUAAACCAAGCUUAUACACUACAUGACAAAGUAUGUGGACACCUGCUCGUUGAACAUUUCAUUAAAAAAUCGUUGACAUUAACAUGGACUUGCCCCCCCCCUUUGCUGCUAUAACAGCCUCUACUCUUCUGGGAUGGCUUUCCACUAGAUGUUUGAACAUUGCUGCUGGGAUUUGCUUCCAUUCAGCCACAAGAGUAUUAGUGAGGUUGGGCACUGAUGUUGGGCGAUUAGGCCUGGCUCGCAGUUGGCGUACCAAAUCAUCCUAAAGGUGUUCGAUGGGGUUGAUGUCAGGGCUCUGUACAGGCCAGUCAAGUUCUUCCACACAGAUGUCAACAAAACAUUUCUGUAUGAACCUUGCUUUGUGCACAGGAGCAUUGUCAUGCUAAAACAGGAAAGGGCCUUCCCCAAAGUUGGAAGCACAGAAUUGUCUACAAUGUAUUUUAUGCUGUAGCAUUAAGAUUUCCCUUCACUGGAACUAAGGGGCCUAGCCCGAACCAUGGAAAACAGCCCCAGAACAUUAUUCCUCAGACGAUUAUUCCUCCAAACUAUGGAUUUUGGCAGGUAGCGUUCUCCUGGCAUCUGCCAAACCAAGAUUUGUCCGUUGGACUGCCAGUUGGUGAAGUGUGAUUCGUCGCUCCAGAGUCCAAUGGCGGCAAGCUUUACACCACGCCAGUCAGCGCUUGGCAUUGCGCAUGGAGAUCUUAGGCUUGUGUGCUGCUGCUCGACCAUGGAAACCCAUUUCAUGAAGCUCCCGACGAACAGUUCUUGUGCUGACAGAUACAGUUUGGAACUCUGUAGUAUGUGUUGCAACCAAGGACAGACAAUUUUUACACACUUCAGCACUUGGCGGUCCAGUUCUGUGUGCUUGUGUGGCCUACCAUUUCAAGGCUGAGCCAUUGUUGCUCUUAAACAUUUCCACUUCACAAUAGCAAAACUUACAGUUGACCGGGGCAGCUUUAACAGGGCAAAAAAUGUACGAACUGACUUAUUGGGAAGGUGGCAUCCUAUGACUGUGCCAUGUUGAAACUCACUGAGCUCUUCAGUAAGGCCAUUCUACUGCCAAGGUUUGUGUAUGGAGAUUGCAUGGCUGUGUGCUCGAUUUUAUAUACCCGUCCGCAAGAGUGAGGCUGAAAUAGCUAAGUCAACUAAAUUGAAGGGGUGUCCACAUACCUUUGACUAUAUAGUGUAUUUUGGGUUCUGAUGGGAUACGACAGUUGAACUUAACUCAUGAGGCAUGUGCAAGUUAUAUUCUUCAAGAACCAAUGGGUACAACUGCAGACUGCCCCUUUAACCACUACCUCUUAUCACACAUUUUCAAAUAUUUUAGUUGAGGUCAUGCUUCAACAUGUUUUGAGUCAAACACCGCUUAAGGGACAACAUUGGCACAUAUUUAUAUUUUAAUCCUUAUCUUAUGUUUACAAGAUUGUUAUGGGGAAUGAUGUACGGACAAGUGAAUGACUGCUAAAAUCGAAUCUAUUUGAUAUGUACAUGGUCAAAACAUACAAUGGCUAUGAAUUAUAUUAUAUAGUAGUUGCUGUUGAAUGUUCAGUUAGAUUGUAUAUCAUAGGGGCAAAAAAUAAAGGUUUGUUUCUAGAUUAAACAUUUUUUUUGGUAAGAGCUAAACUUUAUUAUUCAACAUAUUGGAACAUAUCCAAAGACAAUUAUCAGUAUUAUCAAAAUUAGGGAAAUGUCUUUCAAGGGAAGGGGUGUCAGUGGGAAUUGCAAGUGGGAAAGAUGCAAUAAACCUCUUGCAUAUUUCAUUUGUUUGAUUGUAAAAAUAUACAUUUGGCUAUUGCUAUCUGGUCUGUGUGACUGUUAAUUGUUCAAUCUCUUGUAAUGUCUGGUUCUCCUCAGUUUAUUUGCACUGAACUUUUCCCAUUUUUAAUUACUUGCAUUAUCAUCGUAUUUUAGUUGAAAAAGUUGAAAAAUUGCUUUUAUGUCUAAAAUGAAUGUCAUUAUUUUCCCCCAUAGUAUUACUUAUCUAGCUAUGAAUGUGAGUUUUAGGUAUUUCAAGGCCUUUAAAGAGCAAUGUGUAACUUCCUUUGAGUACCGCCAUGGGAGACAAAGAAGUGACUUAAGUCUGUCAUUAUCAAACAUUUUCACUAAACCAAGGCAGCCAAGAAGAAAGAUAUCCAUAUAAGACAUAACAGCAACAUUGGCACAUUUGAAAUGUUAAUCUCUCCUCCAGUCAACAAGGUUUUACUGUACUGUAUGUAGUCAGAGGAAUGCCUAUGAUGUUUUUUUCUUCAGCUAAUGUUUCUGCAUGAAAACUUGAUUGGAUAAAAAAAAUGUAUGUAGAAUAAAAUGUAUUGUUGAUCUGA
Messenger RNA from Oncorhynchus keta (chum salmon), 6158 nucleotides. RefSeq names its product tubulin--tyrosine ligase-like. Gene Ontology annotation, biological process: protein modification process. The coding region runs from base 764 to 1999 and encodes 411 amino acids. Lineage: Eukaryota; Metazoa; Chordata; Actinopteri; Salmoniformes; Salmonidae. The transcript is spliced from 7 exons. The record is from RefSeq and is a predicted model, not a curated record.